AUGGCCGAGGUUACGCGAAGUUAUCGGGGGCAGGAUCGUCCCAUUGCUGAGCUGGGAGAUUCUAUUGAGAAGUUCAAUCACCUAAAGCCUCUUACCUUUACGGGAAGUACCAACCCGAUCCUUGUAGAGAACUGGAUUCGGGAGAUCGAAAAGAUCUUGGUUGUACUGCAAUGCACCGAUGAGCAAAAGGUGUUAUAUGCUGUGUUUAAGUUGAUUGGAGAGGCCGAGAGAUGGUGGGAAGUAGUAGAGUUGCUAGAGGAGAAGAGAUUGGUACCGGUGGCGAUGACGUGGAGCCAUUUCAGAGAGGUAUUCUUUGAUUUGUAUUUUCUAGUCUCUGUCAGAAAAGCAAAAGUAGAGGAGUUCUUGAACCUGACUCAAGGACAGCUGAUAGUUCAGCAAUACGCCGCUCGAUUCUUAGUGCUAUCAUGGUUUGCUCCCUACAUGGUACCAGAUGAGGCUAUGAAGGCUUGGAAGUUCGAUAUGGGCUUGAAGCGGGAGAUUAAAAAGUAG
Messenger RNA from Malania oleifera, 510 nucleotides. RefSeq lists its product as uncharacterized. Bases 1 to 510 code for a protein of 169 amino acids. The record is from RefSeq and is a predicted model, not a curated record. NCBI's taxonomy places the organism in Eukaryota, Viridiplantae, Streptophyta, Magnoliopsida, Santalales, Ximeniaceae. The transcript has a single exon.